GGGAACUCACCGAUCCCCCGCCCCACAGUUCUGGCCACCGUCCCGGUGCGCACGGACGUGGCUCGAGUUUCCUCCGCUAUCCGCUCUCUCCCCUCCUGCUCUUCCUCUUCUCCGGGUCUCCUGUUCCAGCUCCAGCCGGCAGGACCCGCACGGCUCCGGGCAGCCAUGGAGGACACCCAGCUCCACAUCAUCGAGCAGCCGCUUCCCGGGUACUCUGACGCCGGGGACCAGGGGUCCUCCUCCAUGGGGGCUCCGGCGGCCGCGGCGGCUGAGGAGCCGUCGGGGGCCGGCUCUGAGGAGCUGAUCAAAUCGGACCAGGUGAACGGCGUGCUGGUACUGAGCCUUCUGGACAAAAUCAUCGGCGCCGUCGACCAGAUCCAGCUGACCCAAGCCCAGCUGGAAGAGCGGCAGGCGGAGAUGGAGGGCGCCGUGCAGAGCAUCCAGGGCGAGCUGAGCAAGCUGGGCAAGGCACACGCCACCACCAGCAACACGGUGAGCAAGUUGCUGGAGAAGGUGCGCAAGGUCAGCGUCAACGUGAAGACCGUGCGCGGCAGCCUGGAACGCCAGGCAGGCCAGAUCAAGAAGCUGGAGGUCAACGAGGCCGAGCUGCUGCGGCGCCGAAACUUUAAAGUCAUGAUCUACCAGGAUGAAGUGAAACUGCCGGCCAAAGUGAGCGUCGGCAAGUCGCUGAAAGAGUCGGAGGCGCUGCCGGAGAAGGAAGGUGACGAGUUGGCCGAGGGCGAGAGGCCCGAGGAGGACGCGGCGGCGCUCGAGCUGUCGUCGGAUGAGGCGGUGGAGGUAGAGGAGGUUAUCGAGGAGUCGCGCGCCGAGCGCAUCAAGCGCAGCGGCCUGCGGCGUGUGGACGACUUCAAGAAGGCUUUCUCUAAGGAGAAGAUGGAGAAGACCAAGGUGCGCACCCGCGAGAACCUGGAGAAGACCCGCCUCAAGACCAAGGAGAACCUGGAGAAGACGCGGCACACCCUGGAGAAGCGUAUGAACAAGCUGGGGACGCGCCUGGUCCCGGCCGAGCGGCGGGAGAAGCUCAAGACCUCGCGAGACAAGCUGCGCAAGUCCUUCACGCCCGACCACGUGGUCUACGCGCGUUCCAAGACCGCGGUCUACAAGGUGCCGCCCUUCACCUUCCACGUCAAGAAGAUCCGCGAGGGCGAGGUGGAGGUGCUGAAAGCCACGGAAAUGGUGGAAGUGGGCGCCGACGAGGAGGAGGGCGGCGCGGAGCGCGGCGAGGCGGCCGAUCUGCUGCGCGGGAGCAGUACCGACGUGCACACGCUGCUGGAGAUCACCGAGGAGUCGGACGCCGUGCUGGUGGACAAGAGCGACAGCGACUGAGCGGGGGCGCUGGGAGGCCGCGCCGCCCCGCCUCUCCCCCCACCCCCGCCCCGAUUCCUUUCCCUCCCUGAACUUUCCCUUGCGCAUUUUCUCUCAUCCCUCCGAGGGCGGAGUUGUUUCUAAAUUGAGAAUAUCUUCCCUCAAGGAGCACCCCUCUGAGUCUUACAGCUGUUAAGACGGGAGGGGGAGGCAGCCUGCACCGUGGACAGCCCCAGUUUAGGCAUAGGCUGCAUGGAAAUGCAGAGGGCUGUGAUUCAUGGCCUGGGGGUUCAAGUCGGGGAUCCUGGAGGAGGUUGCCGUCGUUCCAAGAUUGGGCCCCCUUGGAGCAGGCUGCUUUCCGCCCUUCCUCCCCCUCACACUCACACCCAGCUGCUGUCAUUCCUGCUCACUGAACUUUUCUUUCUUAUCCUGAUUCCUGGAGGCUUCAAAGCCAAAAUUAUCAUGAAAGGGAAGGGUGAAUCCUGAAGAGGUCCCCUGCCCACGUGGAAAACCCCAUACUGUAAGGAUUUGAAAGCAGCCUUGGGGAGAAUCUGGAGCAGUGAGGGAGAGAGGGCAGAGUGAGCCUCCGUAACCCUGGAUGAGGGUCUAGCACAGGCUGUAUCUGCAAAAGGUCCUAAUAAGGAAGGCUGGAGCCAGGCAGAGCCCUUGGGAAGGGGUCGGGGGGGGGGGGCGUGAGGGGGGCACCUGCCUGUUGAUGCAUCUGCACACGGGAACUCAUGGCUGUGGCUUUGAGAAGAACGGGAGCUAGAAGGUGGGAAUGAGUGAAAAGAGAAUGCUCAUUAGCAGCAUGAGAAAUACAGGGCAAGAAUCCCAUCUUCCUGGGGUUCUCAGAGGACAGCAGGACCAUUUUCAGGGUAAGGAAGGACAAUGUGAGAAAUUCAUGAUCUAAAGAAGAGAGAGGUAAGCUUCACUCUGUGCCUCUGCAGGGAUCUGAAUGGUGCUCCUAGGGGAGCCCAUUUCUCAAAACCCAGAAAAUUAAGAUCCCAGAAGGGGGCAGCACUAGGCUGCUGUAAGUUAGGAGGUUUAGCAGAUGGGGGAGAAAGAGCAAGGUGCUGUGGGCCAGGCCACCAAGCUGAGAGCUGGAGGGGAGAGGAGGAGAACACAGAAUUCCUGUGUGUAGAGCAGCCCAGCCUUGGCUCACUCCUGGCAGUUUCUUCUCAAGGUCCUGCCCUAGAGCUAGUGUCAUAAAGCUGCAGAACUUGCCAAGACCUUGGCAUUGUGGGUUCCUCUUCUGAGUCUUUGGGGGUGAGAGGGGUGCUGUUUCUAGUCCAAAGGCCUGAUUUCUGACCAGGUUCUCCUUUGGACACUUCAGUCCCCCUGUUCCUCCCCAGUAAAGGCUACCGUCAGUAGCAAGGACAGCCCCCCAUCCCCACCCCCGCCAAAGAGGAGGGCCGAAGGCUCCCUUCUUCUCCCCCACCUCCUCUGCCUUAUCGUCCCUGCUCUGCAUUUUAGAAUUGCAGCUAAUUGUUUUAAGGGGUGGAGGGAGGGAGCCUGGGGACACCUCUUUUUUACAAUACAAAGCUUUGCUCUUUUUUUUUCUUUCCCUCUUCUUGGUUCCCUUCUCUCUUCUGAAAGGUUAGAAACACGUCAGCUGGAGGGAGGAUGGGGAUUGUGGGACUAGGUCCCUUGGUGCUGAUGGGCUGAAGGGACCUGAGUUGUGGGCAGAUAACAGUUUCCUGUGGGCUCUGGGGAGCCUCUCAUGUUGCUGUGUCCUGGUGAGCAGCCCGACCAAUAAACCCGCUUUUCUAAAAGGA
Phacochoerus africanus (Common warthog) is the source of this 3101-nucleotide messenger RNA. It is a transcript of the gene CAVIN1, whose product is annotated as caveolae associated protein 1. Gene Ontology annotation, molecular function: rRNA primary transcript binding. The record is from RefSeq and is a predicted model, not a curated record. Gene Ontology annotation, cellular component: caveola; cytoplasm. Lineage: Eukaryota; Metazoa; Chordata; Mammalia; Artiodactyla; Suidae. The transcript has 2 exons. Gene Ontology annotation, biological process: termination of RNA polymerase I transcription; transcription initiation at RNA polymerase I promoter. The coding region runs from base 166 to 1347 and encodes 393 amino acids.